This is a messenger RNA of Prorocentrum cordatum, 578 nucleotides long. NCBI's taxonomy places the organism in Eukaryota, Dinophyceae, Prorocentrales, Prorocentraceae. The record is from the annotation of a GenBank genome assembly.
GGGUGAGCUCUGGCUCUGUGAUAUUCGACCGUGACGCGUUCGACGUCUUCGAGGUGCCCCAGGCGGUGCUCUACCCCGGCCGUGCUGUUGCCAGCAUGGUUCAUGCUCCUGGGUGCGAGGCCAUCUGCGUCGCCUCGCUCUAUCCGACCCACGCCGAAGGCUUGUCGGAGGGCAACUUAGAAAUACUGAAAGAGGUGGGAGCUUUCUUGUCGUCCACGUCGCGUGAGUUCGCGGUGGGUGGGGAUUGGAACCUCGCUCCCGAAGCCUUGCAGGAUUCGGUCUUCGACAAGGAGCUCUCGUGCCAGAUUGCGCCCCCCGGCAUGGGGGUGGCCCAGAAGGGCUACGACGCCGCUUCGAGGGUUGAUUUUGAUGGGGCGGCUGCUGUUUUGGACUCGGGAUACAGGCUGUGGGCCAACACUGCCGAAGCCGAGAUCGGUGACGUCAUGGGUGUCGAGGCGCCAGUGGCAGGUGCUCGCGGCAAGCGGCCGCAGAUGCACUGGCGGUCGGUGCUGAAGCCUUCUGGCCGCUUCAGGGGCGCCAAGCAGCGUCCCAUCUUCUGGUUGCACUCGCAGUUGCAC